CGACGUCGACGGCAACAACACGGAGCCGUUGGGGAUAAUCGUCCAGUCGGAGCGUCACAGAGCUGUGUUGGCUGCGCGCGAGUGUCAGCGAAUUAAUAUACACAGGGAAGCCGAGCUCGGAUCGUGGCUGGAAAGCUCGAGGGCAAACUCGAUCGAGAGGGGUUUGCGCGUGGUCCGCUACCAUGAGCAAUAGUGCUAAUAGCAGUGGCGGAGCUUUCGUCGACGUGGGAAUCGACUUUCCAGCAAUCGGUCGCAGCUGAAUCUCUGGCCUCCCGCACAUUACCCUCCGCCAAUGGAUACGACAGCGGAUCCGUCGAUCGUUCGCAAGUCGCUCACUGGUUUCGGAAGCAGGCCACGUUUCGCUUGAGCAAGUCGUCGCUCGCUCUCCAGUCUUGGCAAGCUCUCAGUAGUAGCAUCAGCAGCAGCGGAGGCGCGACAAAUCUCGGAAAUAAUUGCAUGAGCAGAAGCGAAGGAAUCAUCAGGGCAAGACACAAUGGCGAACACGGCUCAUCUGGUGCGCCGGCAGAGCUCGCGCGACCUCAAGCCCCAGAAGAGCGUCGACAAGCUCGAGAUGAAGGAGCUGCGAGGUCGACUGGUCGGCGAGAGCCGCAGGGAGAGGAGCCUGCCCGAGAGAGGCCUCAGCUACGGCGCGACCAACGCCGGCUUCGACGACUCCAGUCCCAAUCGCGCCGCCCAAAGCGCAAAGUCUACAAAUCCUUUCGUUGAUGUCCAGAGCAAACAGACGAUCUCGGUGAGCGACGCGGGCGGCGGGGGUGGCUCCACCUCGGCCGGCGGCAGUAAGCUCGGCAGCACCGAGAAGGGCAUAUUCAAGCCCGAAGCCGGCGAGGACGAGCGCGAGAACUGGGACAGCAAGCUCACUUUCCUCCUGGCAACGGUCGGCUAUGCCGUCGGUCUCGGCAACGUAUGGAGAUUUCCUUACCUCGCUCAGAAGAACGGCGGUGGUGCUUUUUUGAUACCGUACUUCGUGAUGCUGGCUAUCGAGGGGAUCCCUAUAUUUUACCUGGAGCUAGCCAUCGGCCAGAGACUGCGAAAAGGCGCCAUCGGAGUUUGGAAUCAGGUAUCGCCGUUCAUGGGUGGCAUAGGCGUCAGCAGCGCCGUCGUAUCUUUCAACGUGGCCCUCUACUACAAUACCAUUAUCGCCUGGUGCCUAUUUUACUUCGUUCAGAGCUUCCAAUCGGAGCUACCCUGGGCGGAGUGCCCCAACAAAUAUUUCCAAAACGGCUCCUACUCACCCGAGCCCGAAUGUUUGCAAAGCAGCCCAACGCAAUAUUUUUGGUAUCGCACUACCCUCAUGGUGUCGAAGGACAUCAACACACCGGACGUGUUCAAUUGGAAAAUAGCCCUGGCUUUGGUCGUCGCCUGGAUACUCGUCUACAUGUGCAUGAUCAAGGGAAUCGCGUCGUCGGGCAAGGUCGUCUACGUCACGGCCACCUUUCCAUACAUCGUCCUGAUAAUCUUCUUUUUCCGAGGCGUCACCUUGCCCGGCAUGUCGGACGGUUUGCGCCACUUGUUUACGCCGAAAUGGUACACGCUAACCGAUCCAGUCGUAUGGCUCGAGGCCGGGACGCAGAUAUUUUUCUCCCUCGGCCUGGCGUUCGGUGGUCUGAUCGCCUUCUCGUCCUACAAUCCAGUGAACAACAAUUGCUACCGCGACGCCAUAAUGGUCAGUCUGACCAACUGCUUCACUUCCAUGUUCGCCGGCAUCGUUGUUUUUUCCAUCAUUGGCUUCAAAGCAACCAUGACGUACGAGGCGUGCCUGAGAGACCGCAACUCAUCCCUCAUCAGUUUAUUCGGAGGCUUCGAGAAAAUACCACUGCAUCUACCUGCCAACGGUAGCGUCUUCAACCUCACGAAUCCCAACGGAAGUUUAACGAGUCUCGUCAUGCCCACCUUGCCCGAAUGCGAUUUGCAGAAAGAACUCGAUAAUUCGGCGUCGGGCACCGGCUUGGCCUUCAUCAUCUUCACCGAGGCCAUCAAUCAAUUUCCCGGCGCGCAGUUCUGGUCGGUGCUGUUCUUCCUCAUGCUGUUCACGCUCGGCAUCGACUCGCAAUUCGGCACCCUCGAAGGCGUCGUCACGAGCAUCGUCGACAUGAAGCUCUUUCCGAACCUGCGCAAGGAAAUUCUCACGGGGGGCAUUUGUCUGGUGUGCUGCUCGAUAUCGAUGGCGUUCGCGCACGGCGCCGGCAGCUACGUCUUCGUCCUGUUUGACAAUUUCAGCGGCAACUUUCCGCUGCUCAUCAUUGCCUUCUUCGAGUGCAUCGGCGUGGCUUACGUCUACGGCAUCAAGAGGUUCGCCGACGACAUCGAGCUCAUGACCGGUACUCGGCCCGGCCUCUACUGGCUCAUAUGCUGGAAGUACCUGUCGCCGCUGGCCAUGCUGAGCAUCCUCGUGGCGUCGAUCGUCGAGAUCGUCGUCCAGGGCAGCGGCUACCAGGCUUGGGUCGCCGAAAAGGGCAUAACCGAGCGGCUCGAGUGGCCCACCUGGGCCCUCGUGCUCAUUGCCGUGCUCAUUCUCGCCUCGAUCCUCUGGAUACCGGUGGUCGGCAUUUGCAGAAUGUUCAACAUCUUGAUAGUCGAGGACAACGAGAAGGCUUGGUUCCCGGCGGCCGAUCUCAAAGAGUUCCACGGCAUCGUCCCUCACGAGACAACCAAAGCCGAGCAAUAUCUCUUCUGCAUCAGGCCGGACGGCAGCGAGGGUCUUUGCUGCCCGACCAGUGGACCGCGCGAAGACGACGAGGAGGACGACACCGACGUCACCUAAAUCAUCCAUCGAUCCGUCGCUCCGUUUCCUCAACUUAUGUACAAUUGCUUGCUUGCACGAUCAAUUGUAUGUACUUUGCCGAAAGAAAACAACGAGGCUCUAUUCACGCGCCUUUUUUUCUUUUCUUCUUUCUUUCCAUUAUCUAUAUUCUGAACGGCAUCAGUCAAUUAUACUGUUAAAAAAAAGAGUGCAAAUUAGAAAGAAAAAGAGAGAAGAAUUAAAAACGAUUCGCUACUGGUAUUAACAUAGUCAAUAGGAUUUACUGGGAGAGAAAAACUGUUUUCACUCGUUUGAUUGGUGAAAUAAUCUAUUCGUAAGUUAACGCCGUCUACACUUCUACUAUAUGGGAAAUUAAUCAAACGCAAACUCAUUUACGCGUGGUUAUAGAAAAAAAAGCGAACUAAACUAAAUAUAUACUUAUUAUAGUCCAUUUAACGAAAGGUAUGAAAAGCUCAACAAGCCGAUUGUUAUUUACAGUUUAUAAAAUAUAUAAAUACACAUAUUCAUCGUCAAAAUAUGCGUACAUAGAUAUAAAUACAAAAAUUUUAUUCUCAACGGAUGAAAAGAGAAAUUAUUCUGGAAUUUACCAGUACCACGUCGUUAUAUAUACGGGUCAAAAUAAUACUUUUUUACAAAACCGUGCGCACGU
Messenger RNA from Trichogramma pretiosum, 3431 nucleotides. RefSeq names its product sodium-dependent neutral amino acid transporter B(0)AT3. Lineage: Eukaryota; Metazoa; Arthropoda; Insecta; Hymenoptera; Trichogrammatidae. Gene Ontology annotation, cellular component: membrane. The transcript is spliced from 11 exons. Bases 494 to 2782 code for a protein of 762 amino acids. Gene Ontology annotation, biological process: sodium ion transmembrane transport. The record is from RefSeq and is a predicted model, not a curated record.